GGAAAUACUUGUACUGGAAGGGUCAUUUCUCACAUUUUCUAACAUGGCGGUGAAUCUGACAGAGCUUUCUCUUCCUCAGUUGGAGGGACUAAAGACUCAACUUGAGCAGGAGACCGAGUUUUUGACCUCCUCUAUAGGUCAGCUCAAAGUUGUCCAGACGAAAUAUGUAGAAGCUAAGGACAGUUUAAGUGUCCUCAACAAAAACAAUGCAGGAAAAGAAUUGCUGGUGCCCCUCACAAGCUCUAUGUACGUCCCUGGAACACUUAAUGACGUGGAACAUGUCUUAGUGGAUGUGGGGACAGGAUACUACGUUGAAAAGAAUGUCAAUGAUACAAAGGAGUUUUUCAAGCGCAAAAUAGACUUCCUCACCAAGCAGAUAGAGAAGAUUCAGCCGGCUCUGCAGGAUAAAUAUGGCAUGAAACAAGCUGUGAUUGAGGUGAUGAACAUUAAGAUCCAACAGCUUCAGAGUCAACAGGCGUCACAGUCAGGGACCACCAAAGCCUAACCAGUUGAAGAUGGGGCUUACACCAGUCUGCUUUGGUUCUUCAUGAUUGGGGGGGUUGAGUUACUGAAAACAAAUUCUGCAUGAACUGUUAAUGGGUUGAGCCGAGAUAAAACUGGGCGAAAGACAAAAAUGUACUCUAUAACGCAGAACCUAAAUUUGUGCCAACACUACAAUGGUGAAAGGCAGCCAAUGUUAAUGUUGUAACAAACUCCUGGAAAAUUUGAGUCUUUAUUUUGAUUCAGUUUAUGUUCAUUAGCCGGGUUGCUUAAUAUAACUGAAAUGUAGGUAUUUAUUUGUGUACCUUAUGUUCUGUGUAGUGUUUUUUGAUGCUUGUGUUGCUAUAACAAUAGUGCAUUUGAAUAAUAAAAUAGGCUCCCUGGUAAUUUUCUCAGAUUAUAAUUUCUGAUGACAUGAAGUCUGCAACAGAUGUUUUGAAUGGAGAAGAAUAUUUGUGCCCUCUUAUAUUACACAUGUGUCUUUCAGAUUUUGCUCAGUGGCUGGUUUACUGAAACCGUGCUUAAUUUGCAACGCAUGAGAUUUUUUUGAACAUUUAUUAUAAAGCAUUGAAUGCAUAUCAUCGCAUUUGCGUUGUGUCAUAGAGCAGUAGAGUAGAGGCACUUACAGAAGUUGCGAAAAUUGUAGCCUAGGGUCCGGGAAAAAUCUUGGCUUUUAUAAACUAAUUUCAUGCAAUUCUACAUCAUUUUACACGAAUGAAGAUUUGUGUAAAAAAAAAAUAAUACCACACAAAUAAUUAAAAUGGCAGGCUACUUUGACACUGAGAAUCUGAGAUCAAUAAAAACGACAUUGUCUUGAAUCCGGCAA
Salvelinus fontinalis (brook trout) is the source of this 1327-nucleotide messenger RNA. It is a transcript of the gene pfdn5, whose product is annotated as prefoldin 5. Lineage: Eukaryota; Metazoa; Chordata; Actinopteri; Salmoniformes; Salmonidae. Bases 44 to 505 code for a protein of 153 amino acids. Gene Ontology annotation, biological process: regulation of DNA-templated transcription; protein folding. The transcript has 6 exons. Gene Ontology annotation, cellular component: cytoplasm; prefoldin complex. The record is from RefSeq and is a predicted model, not a curated record.